Messenger RNA from Vigna unguiculata (cowpea), 1600 nucleotides. Its product is annotated as Acyl-carrier-protein S-malonyltransferase. Gene Ontology annotation, molecular function: [acyl-carrier-protein] S-malonyltransferase activity. The record is from RefSeq and is a predicted model, not a curated record. Lineage: Eukaryota; Viridiplantae; Streptophyta; Magnoliopsida; Fabales; Fabaceae.
GAUGAUGUGACGAUGAAGAUGGUAAUGAAGUAGUUGCGCAGUUUGAACACUAACACCAACGUUCUUCUUGUAAUUUCCGCCUUCAAAAACUAUCUAUAUUGGUAUCAUAUGCAAGCUCUGAUUCACCAUUCUCAUUCCUAUUCCCUCUUCCUUCGCCACGCUUCUUCUACUUCUCUCUCUGCAAUGUCUUCUUCUCUCAUUCUUCCUUCCGCUCCCUUCCUCGCCCCUUCUUCCUCCAAUGGAAGAGCCACCCUCCCUCUCACUCGAUCUAGGGUUUCCAUGAGCAGUGUUUCCACCGGAUCUCAGCCUUCCGUUCAACAAACUCUGUUCGCCGAUUACAAACCCUCUACUUCGUUCCUCUUCCCCGGUCAGGGUGCUCAAGCUGUUGGAAUGGGGAAGGAAGCCCAGAAUGUGCCUGCUGCUGCCCUUUUGUUCAGCAAGGCCAAUGACAUAUUGGGGUUUGAUCUUCUUGAUAUAUGCAUCAACGGGCCAAAAGAAAAACUAGAUUCGACUGUUAUUAGCCAGCCUGCAAUUUAUGUCACAAGUCUUGCUGCUGUAGAGCUACUUCGUGCACGUGAAGGUGGUCAGCAGAUUAUCGACUCUGUGGAUGUUACAUGUGGUUUAAGCUUGGGAGAAUAUACUGCUCUGGCAUUUGCUGGGUCUUUCAGCUUUGAAGAUGGACUUAAAUUGGUCAAACUGAGGGGUGAGGCCAUGCAGGAUGCCGCCGAUGCUGCUAAAAGUGCCAUGGUUAGUGUGAUAGGACUGGACUCGGAGAAGGUCCAACAAUUGUGCGAUGCAGCCAAUGAGGAAGUUUCUGAAGCUGAGAAGGUUCAGAUUGCCAAUUACCUGUGUCCAGGAAACUACGCUGUCUCUGGAGGAUUAAAAGGAAUUGAAGUGGUGGAAUCCAAGGCAAAGUCUUUCAAGGCUAGAAUGAUAGUUCGCCUAGCUGUUGCUGGUGCUUUCCACACUAGUUUUAUGGAACCAGCUGUGUCAAGAUUGGAAGCAGCAUUGGCUGCAACAGAAAUCAGAACCCCAAGAAUACCAGUCAUCUCCAAUGUGAAUGCGCAGCCGCAUACGGAUCCUGUCACAAUAAAGAAGACAUUGGCACGUCAGGUUACGUCACCGGUUCAGUGGGAAACAACAGUGAAGACCCUUCUAACCAAGGGUCUGAAGAAAAGCUAUGAACUAGGACCCGGAAAGGUUAUUAGCGGAAUUGUCAAAAGAAUGGACAAAGGCACGGAUAUUGAAAAUAUUGGUGCUUAAGAAGGCAAUAGGAACUUGCUCCUUCUGCUUCCCAUGAACAAAGUAACAUAUAACAUUUUUUACUAGAGAAAAUGUGCGUGGGCUGAAUCAAGAGAUCGAUUACAUGGAUCAUGAACUUCUGUUAGCAAGGAGCAGCUACAGUCACAUUUGAAGUUUUGAAGUUGAAUUAUAAUUCUCAUAUUGACAUUAUUAUGAACAAGUCAGAUAAAGUGAUUGUACUCGGCUUUAGAAACAUUCAUUUCUUGUAAUCUUAUAAAACGUAUCUCGGAGUUAAUUGAGUUUUGUGCUUUUCAGCCUUUACGUGGCUUAAUAGUCAAUAGAAGAAACGAUACUCUUA